ACACACAUUCUCUAAUGCAAUCACAUCUUCCGGUCCAACUCGGACGUCUCGACUCAGCGCAACUCGGUCUUCUUCUCCGCCGCAAUGCUGAAAGGGAAGCUCAAGCUCCCGGACAAGGCGCGCCGCGUGUUCCCGGACCGCCUCGGCAGCCUGGUCGCGGGGUUCGAUGAGAAGGCGGAGGAAGAUGGAGGAGCGUCCGAUUUGGUUUUUGAGUCCGGGGAGGAGCUCGAGACGAUCCAGCCCAACGGGUACGGGUCGAGUGGUGGAGAGAGCGGGGUUGAGGAUUUUGAGGAGGAGAGAAUGGACCGGGUUGAACCGGAUUUGAGGGUCCGGCAGCCCAGACCCGAGAGAGAUGGGCCGGGUUCGGUAAUGGCGGCAAUUGCGGCCGAUGAGAGAAGGUCUGAUCUUGAGUAUGAGGUCAAUCAGCCAGAGGUAAAUUUGGAAAAGUUACAAAGAAUAGCGAGUUUAGGUCUUCCUGAUGGAGGAGGUUUGCGGGCGACAACCUGGAAGCUGCUCCUGGGUUAUCUACCUCCUUCUCGUGAUUUAUGGGAAAAAGAGCUGACAGAAAAUCGACAAAAAUAUGCUAAACUCAAAGAGGAGCUCCUUUUGAGUCCUUCAGAACUCGCAAGGAAAAAAGGUGGUGCCAUGAGUUAUUGCGACCCGCCUGCUGACAGUGCUAUUGAUGGACCACUGAAGAGACGUGAAAUUUCCCAGGAAGACCACCCUUUAAGCCUUGGUAAGGCUAGUGUUUGGCAUCAGUACUUUCAGCAUACAGAGAUUGCCGAGCAGAUAGACCGUGAUUUACCACGCACACACCCAGAUUUGAAAUUCUUCUCAGGGGAGUCAUCAUUCAGUAGGAAACACAGGGAAGCACUGAGAAAUAUUCUACUCCUAUUUGCAAAACUAAAUCCAGCAAUCCGUUAUGUGCAAGGCAUGAAUGAGGUCCUGGCACCACUAUACUAUGUGUUCAGCACUGACCCUAAUGAGCAAAAUGCUGCAAAUGCAGAAGCAGAUAGUUUUUCUUGCUUUGUUCGACUCUUGAGUGACUCAGUGGAUCACUUUUGUGAACAACUGGAUAACAGUGCAGUAGGCAUACUUGCCACACUUUCUCGCUUGUCAGACUUACUGAAAGCCAAUGAUGAAGAACUCUGGAGGCAUCUUGAGUGCACCACACAGGUGAAACCACAAUACUAUGCAUUCAGAUGGAUCACAUUACUACUCACACAGGAAUUCAAUUUCCAAUGCAUCAUGAGAAUUUGGGAUUCACUGUUGGCUAAUCCUUUUGGUGUACAGGAUAUGCUCCUGAAAAUUUGUUGCGCAAUGCUGUUAUGCAUGAAAAGCAGACUAAUGAGUGGUGAUUUUGUGGCCAACUUAAAGCUCCUGCAGCACUACCCUGAAAUUAACAUAGAACACCUCCUCCAGGUAGCUCGAGAUAUUAGCUCCGACUCAUCUUCCUAUCGCUUGUCUUUGUCCCUGUAAAUAAAUAAUUAAGCUGCACAUAUUUUGUUGUAUCUUAACAUGGUCUGUAAUGAUGAGCAAAGUGCUGUUGCCAGAGCUAAUUUGAACCCAGAAUUUUCAAUUGC
Fragaria vesca subsp. vesca is the source of this 1583-nucleotide messenger RNA. Its product is annotated as TBC1 domain family member 13-like. Gene Ontology annotation, molecular function: GTPase activator activity. The coding region runs from base 85 to 1479 and encodes 464 amino acids. The transcript has 9 exons. The record is from RefSeq and is a predicted model, not a curated record. Gene Ontology annotation, biological process: activation of GTPase activity; intracellular protein transport. NCBI's taxonomy places the organism in Eukaryota, Viridiplantae, Streptophyta, Magnoliopsida, Rosales, Rosaceae.